GCGAAUUAUAUUUGCGUAUACCUCCUGACAGGCUGUGGAGUACGUCCCUCUGGGACCCGUAUCCGUGGGGGCGAAGAAGCCACACCGCAUUCAUGGCCCUGGCAGGCCUCUCUUCGUUACGAUGGGGAACAUAUUUGCGGUGCAUCUCUUGUUACUCCGGAGUGGCUCGUCACUGCAGCUCAUUGUGUGUCCGCUGAUCUCAAUGCUGGAAAGUACCAAAUUGUUUUGGGUAAGCCUUAAUUUAGACAGUCUUUCCGUUUUUGGGAGGUUCCAGGGCUUGUUUGUCGAAAGUACCGAUAGUCCUGGCCUAAAGCUAAAUAUUAAAACUGAAAAAUAAAUUAAGCUAAAUGAACGCGCGGGAUCUAACUGACUAAAUCAGUUCAGUAUGAUUUGUUGACCAUGUGAAAAUAUGGCCGAACCCAGCAUGGUGACUAGGUGUUGUCGACUCUCGUCACCGUUUCUUGUAUAUUGUUCAGGGAAAUUCAAGACAGCCUUGGAUUCUGGAUUCCGCGCCAUGGAUCCUGGAUUCCAGCUACUGGAUUUCGGACUCUUUGUCAGUAAAACUUGGAUUCCAGAUUCCUUGAGAUGUAAUUCCGGAUUCCAAAGCCCAGGAUCCCGGAUUCCACAAGCAAAUUUUCUCCGAUUCCACAUUUCACAAACAAAAAAAAUCCCCGGCUCUAGAAUCUUGAUUCUAUAACAUAAGGCUGCUCUUGCCACCUAAUGCGCGAAGAGAAACGUCUGUUAAACAGCUAGGGAUGGGCGGAUUCGUUUAGAAGAAAUACCGUAAAAUUCCGAAAAUAAGCCCCUCCAAGUAUAAGCCCCUCCAAAUAUAAACCCCCCAAAACUCGUAACGCAAAAAAACCUCCGUUAAAUCGCCCCUCCAAUUAUAAGCCCCCCGGGGGCUUGUACUUGGAAAUUGCCCUCAAGCGUAAAUUUCCUUCCAACUAUAAGGCUAGCCCCAUCGAUUUUGAAACGCAAAUUUCCCUCCAUCGAUAAACCCCACCGAAUAUAAGCCCCUCCAAAAAUAAGCCCCUCAAAAAGGGCUUUGAAAAAUAUAAGCCCCGGGGCUUAUUUUCGGAAUUUUACAGUAUUUCUUGUUCCAUAACGAAUAAAAUUAUUUUUUUUUUACUAGAGUGAGAAGUCAUUUUUUUACUAAAGUGUAUCUUUUUCGUAAUGACAUAUUUUUAGGAGCUCACGAUAAGAAAAACGAUGGGGAAGUUUACGAUGUUUCUAAAGUGGAAAUGCAUGAAGAUUAUAACUCUUGGACCGGGAUGAAGCAUGACGUAGCAGUCGUGAAGCUCUCGCGGCCGGCAAAACUUGGUAAAAAGAUCAGCACUAUUUGCCUUCCUUCUCAAGGGUCACGUGUCAAGAUUGGAGCAGAGUGUUAUGUAACGGGUAAGUACUGGAUGACGUAUGGGAGACUUGUUAUUAGGAAGCUUAAGCAACGACGACGCGGACGGCAACGAGAACGGCAAAAAAGCAAAAGGUUUGAUUAGCAAAACAACAACUUUGCACGUGCAUCACGCUUUUUUUGUACAUUUCUUUGCCGUCGUUGCCCGACUACAACGUGAAAAUGCCUGAAUUCACGUUUUGUCGAGGACGGGAACGCAAGACAACAACUUUCUUUUCUUUUCCUGAACUUUGAUACAGUCCUUUAGAAUUCAACUCCAAAAACAUUUGCCAACAUUUGACGAAGUAAACGAGAUGGAAUAAGCGCGAUAAAGUUUGAAGCGGUGCGAAUUCACUUUUUAAGUGACGUUUUUGUAAGCCGUCGCCGUCGUUGUUGCUUAAGCUCCCUAGUGACGUCUGAUUGUUUGCCUUCCGCCAGAUCACUAUAGCCUACAGAGCAGGCCGUUUUUGGCGGCGUGUUUUUCCUUUGUGGUUUGUACCGUAAGAGGCAAGGCCGAGCAAAAGCCAAACACAGGUCAAACGAGAAAACAGUGGGGGAGGGGGCAAGUGGUAAAAGUCAGUGAGCCUUUCAGUUCAGUUCUCUACCCUCCUCUCCCUUCAUUUUCUCGUUUGACCUCUUACUUUGAGAAACCACGAAUCGUGCGUAUCAGAAUUGACGUCAAGGGUUAAAAGAGCUCGUUAAACUUAUUAGUCUGUAACAUUAGCAGAGUAAAUAUCAGCCAAUGAAAACAAAACAAAAAAAUUGAGCGACAACAGUUGUGAAUAAGCCACUAUGUAAACUUUUUGCAAAGCAUCGAGUUUUUUUACUCUCAUCGCACAAAAGGAUAUCUGUAAUAUAAAACUGAGAUUCUCACCGAAAUGUUAUCAUCCUUUUUUCUUUAUUUACUCAGAAGUAACAUCACUGAGCUCGAUGAGAAAAUGAGGCGCAUAUACUUGCGAGAAAACAAAGUUUUAAUUUGCCAACAAGGAUAUCGAAGGCGUGGAGAACGUCUUAACUAUAAUGUCACCGAGAGGCAAAACAAUGCCUUGGACGUUCGCACGUGCUUUUUGAAUUUAGUACAUUUCUUGACUGAUCUUUGCAAAACAACCUUCCAAAAUACAAAUUAAAGGUUUUUAUUGUAGAGAACGCAAAGACAUGAAUCACGAUUAAUUUACUUUUACUGACGUGUACAGCAUCCGUGCAAAUAUAUGGAGCGAAAAAAACGUUUUUACGUAGAAAAGAAAUUUAACUCCCACAGGAUUGGUUUGGGACAGCAAUAUGGUCGCCGUAUAAUUGUAUUUGGAACACAAAUAUGGCCGCCGUUAGCGUCAUGUGAAAAGGCUCUCUGUAACUUCAUAAAACGAUAUUUUCCUUGGCUUUGAAUUCGCAUUUAUUAUAAAAUUAUGUACAAACAUUAACCACUUUCCUGACGUUUCCUGGCGUUUGCUUAUACGGCUUCUUGCAUCCUAGAUAUUUCUGGACUAGUCGUUUUUAUUAUUACAUCUGUAUAAUUUAAGACGUUCGUCUUAUGACGUAUGCUGAUCGUACUACGUCGUGUUGAUGUCUUGCAGAGUUAAUUUUCACGUAGUACGAUCAGCAUUGCAGUAUUCUGCUUGCAGAAUUUAACAUGUCUAUAAAAUUAUAUUUUCAUUUUUUAAAGUCAUAAUUGUAAACAACAAACCUUAUACCAUUUCCGUUCGCUUACAAGGUUGGGGUAGAACCAGACCAAUCAUAGCUUCCAUAACUGCCGCGCGUUUGAAGCAAACCAAGGCUCCUCCGGCCACAUUCAACGACUGCAAGAGACAGCUUGGCCAGCGAGUGGAUGAUGACGCUAUGGUUUGUGUAGGAGGCAAGGGAAGUAGCCCGUGCCAUGGGGACAGCGGCGGCCCCCUAUCUUGCCUAGAAAAUGGGCGUUGGAUCCUUCGCGGCUCGGCCUCGUGGGUCAGCAGUUUUCUUUGCCGCAAGAGAAAGUACUCUGUGUAUGCCCGUGUGAGCUCUUAUAUAGACUGGAUCAAUGAGCGGAUUCAAGGCUGA
Molecule: messenger RNA, 3424 nt
Organism: Porites evermanni
Lineage: Eukaryota; Metazoa; Cnidaria; Anthozoa; Scleractinia; Poritidae
Source: the annotation of a GenBank genome assembly